Miniopterus natalensis is the source of this 2515-nucleotide messenger RNA. RefSeq names its product ADP-ribosylarginine hydrolase (gene ADPRH). The record is from RefSeq and is a predicted model, not a curated record. Gene Ontology annotation, molecular function: ADP-ribosylarginine-[protein] hydrolase activity; magnesium ion binding. Gene Ontology annotation, biological process: protein de-ADP-ribosylation. Lineage: Eukaryota; Metazoa; Chordata; Mammalia; Chiroptera; Miniopteridae.
CGACAGUGUACACUGUGAAAGUGUAGAGUUUACCGCUUAAAUAGCAGCGUUGUGAAAGCGGGAGGCUGGAGCAGUUCUGUCUGAAAGUUAAAGUGAUUUUCCAAAGGAAAGAGACGGUCACUGUCCCCUACCCUCGCUUGCAACUCACAAAACAGAAGGAAUUACAGAAAGGAAGCUGAGGCCAUUGGGAGAGGGUGCUUGCCAGCCUGCCUUCCCGGGCCAGCAGCAGUGCAGCUGGGGAAGUCCCAAGACUUGAACUAUAUAAUCCCUGAGUCAGUAGUAAUUUCCCCCUAAAGACAGCCUCACCAUGUGUGGGGGACUGAUUGAGAGGUAUGUGGCUGCCAUGGUGCUGAGCGCCGCAGGAGAUGCCUUGGGGUACUUCAACGGGAAGUGGGAGUUCCUCCGAGAUGGGCAGAAGAUUCACCAGCAGCUGGCCCAGCUUGGUGGCUUGGACACCAUAGAUGUGGAGAAGUGGAGAGUCAGCGAUGACACUGUGAUGCACCUGGCCACGGCAGAAGCUCUUGUGGAAGCUGGGGAAAUCUCAGACUUGGAUGGACUGUAUUCCCUCCUUGCUAAGCAUUACCAGGACUGCAUGGAAGACAUGGAUGGCCGGGCACCAGGUGGUGCCUCGAUGCAGAAUGCCAUGCUGCUGGAGCCAGACAAAGCCAAUGGCUGGAGGAUUCCCUUUAACAACCAUGAGGGGGGCUGUGGGGCUGCCAUGCGAGCCAUGUGCAUCGGUCUCAGGUUCCCUCACCCCAGCCAGCUGCACACUCUGAUCCAGGUGAGCAUCGAGAGCGGCCGAAUGACCCACCACCACCCCACCGGCUACCUGGGAGCCCUUGUGUCUGCUCUUUUUACAGCCUAUGCUGUGAAUGGCAAGCCUGUCUGGCAGUGGGGAAAAGGACUGAUGGAGGUGCUACCAGAAGCUAAAAAGUACAUUGUCCAAUCUGGCUACUUUGUGGAGAAGAAUCUUGAGCACUGGUCCUACUUCCAAGACCAAUGGGAAAAGUACCUAAAACUUAGAGGGAUUUUGGAUGGCAAAUCAACCCCUACCUUCCCCAAGCCCUAUGAUGUGAAGGAGAGGGAUCAGUUCUACACGUCUGUGAGCUACUCUGGCUGGGGCGGCAGCAGUGGACAUGAUGCCCCCAUGAUUGCCUAUGAUGCCGUCCUGGCUGCAGGAGACUCCUGGAAGGAGCUUGCCCACCGAGCCUUUUUCCAUGGUGGAGACAGUGAUUCUACGGCUGCCAUUGCUGGCUGCUGGUGGGGAGUUAUGCAUGGUUUUAAAGGAGUGAGUCCCUCCAACUAUGAGAAACUAGAAUACAGAAACCGGCUGGAAGAAGUAGCUAGGGCCUUAUAUUCUCUGGGGUCAAAGGAAGAUACCGUAAUUACCCGUUAGGGAGAGAUGAUGUUCAUUUCUGGUGGUUUCUUCUCUGGUGUAGUCCCUUUUCUGCUCAGUUUCUUCUCACUUUUUCCAAAGAGUCUUAACCUUAUACUCAGGGAAUUUUGAGAUAAGUCCCUUGGGCACCUGAAACUCAGUUUUCCCCAGAUCAUUCUGUUCUGCCCGAAUCUAUCCAUCUUCCUAUCCUGAAGAGUCUUUAUCUCAGUUGAUGGAGUCAGCAUCUCCCAAGUAGAAAUCUCAUAGCCUCCUAUUUCAUCAGCUCAUCUUUCACUAAGUUUUUUUGUUUUUUCAGGUUGGGUUCCCCACAAAGUGGACUCUGAGACAAGGAUUUGAGUACAAGUAGUUUAUUUGAGAGGUGAUUCCAGGGAGUGCUGGUAGGACCAUGGGGAAGUGAGGCAGGGAAGGGAGGGGAGACGGUACAAGGUGCUGUAAUGAGCAGGUUACCACUGUCAGCAACUGGGGCUUAGUCCAUGUGGAUCCUCGUUGUAAGGCAUUCCUCACGGCUGUCUCCCCUGAGGGACAAGCAAACCUGGGGUAUUUAUCCACCCACUUCCACCUGACAUUGGCUGUCCUCACUACUAAGUCCCUGGUGCUCCUUAGCCUGCCUCUUGUGCAAGCCAAACACUAACGUCUUCAGGUAAAGACUCAGAGAUGCUUGCAGUGGCCAGCUGUAAGGUGUAUGAGAACAGCGAGCUGAAUAUAUAGGGUUCCAGCAGAAUCUGCUAGAUGAUUCUAUCUCCUAAAUAUCCUUUCAAUCUAUCCCCUCUUUUACCUUUUUGCACCAAGUAUUUUUCACUUGGGUUUCUGCCAUCCAGGCUACUCAAGUCUGGGAGAUGCUGCUCCUGGGCUUGGCGCUUAAUGUGUUACUAGCUUGUCGUUGCCUCUUUACUUGUCUUUAUUCUCCUCUAGACAGAACCUAGCACACAGGAAAUAUGCAACGAGUAUAUAUUACACGAAUGUUGUUCAUUCACCUCCUAUCUCAGCCUUGCUUUCUUCAUUCCCCUCCAGAGUUAUCUUUACAGAUAACAAAUGGAUCAUGCUGAACUUCUGAUCAUGUUAACUGAGUACAUCACCCUCUCUCUUCAUUUUUAUACUCUUCCUGCUCCUUUUUCACCU